AUGAACAAAGUUUUAGAAGUUAGGACAGCAGCAGCAGCAACAGCAGCAGCAGCAGCAGCAGCAGCAGCUGUGCCUAAGUUUGUGCAGGCAGCAAAACUGGCAGCAGCAGCAGCAGCACUGCAUGCAGUGGAAAACGUGAUAAUCGAAAAGAGGAAACAAGGAGUGAGGAAGCUAACACCAGCAGCAGCAGCAGCAGCAGCAGCAGUUACAGCAGCAGUAGCAGCAGCAGCAGCAGCAGCAGCAGUAACAGUGGAUACGAUGAAGGCUCGAGAUUUGUCAUUUGGUGAUUACUGA
Molecule: messenger RNA, 294 nt
Organism: Eimeria necatrix
Lineage: Eukaryota; Apicomplexa; Conoidasida; Eucoccidiorida; Eimeriidae
Exons: 1
Coding region: 1-294 (97 amino acids)
Source: RefSeq, a predicted model, not a curated record